This is a messenger RNA of Tachysurus vachellii, 2031 nucleotides long. It is a transcript of the gene igfbp6b, whose product is annotated as insulin-like growth factor binding protein 6b. Gene Ontology annotation, molecular function: insulin-like growth factor II binding; insulin-like growth factor I binding; fibronectin binding. Lineage: Eukaryota; Metazoa; Chordata; Actinopteri; Siluriformes; Bagridae. Gene Ontology annotation, cellular component: extracellular region. The transcript is spliced from 4 exons. The record is from RefSeq and is a predicted model, not a curated record. The coding region runs from base 199 to 795 and encodes 198 amino acids. Gene Ontology annotation, biological process: regulation of insulin-like growth factor receptor signaling pathway.
CUCUCUCUAUCACCGCCUUUCAGAUCUUUAAAAGCUGCUGCUCUGUGCGUUUCUCAGGAUCGUGUCCUCUGGCACUCCGGCUGAACGGAGCACUGAGCAAGGAGAAAAGAGAAGCAGAUCUCCUUCAGAAAUAGCGUCGGACAAGGAACGCACAUACGAACGGUCGAAGGAAGGAUCGCAGAGUCCCACAGCUCAAAGAUGCCUUUGCUCUUGAACUUGACAGCUGUUGUCCUGUUGCUCAUUGCUCACUGUGGAUCCUGGACUCUGGCCAGUCGCUUGGGUACCCAUAAGACCUGCCCGUCCUGCAAAGACUCCCGAGCUUCUCGGGACCACAUUGGGGCAGCCAACACAGCUGUGCUGGCUUUAGGGGAGCCGUGUGGGGUGUACACACUGAGCUGUGCCAAGGGCCUGCGCUGCAUGCCUCCUCCACGUGACCUCAGCCCACUCCAGGCUCUGCUGCAGGGUCGAGGUGUAUGCACCAAGCCGAUCAGGACAAGUCCAACCGAAAAACCACACCCUCCAGGUCCACAUCCUUCGCACAGUGAUGAAAUCGAAAAGGCUCCGUGCCGGAAACUGCUCAACGCCGUGCUGCGUGGCCUCGAGCUCACCGUUUUCCAGUCUGAUCGUGACAUCUACAUCCCCAACUGCGACACUCAAGGCUUCUACAGGAAAAAGCAGUGUCGGUCCUCUAAAGGCAUGCAGCGAGGCCACUGCUGGUGCGUGGACGAAUUAGGCAUCGCCCUGCCGUCCUACGGUGACGACGACGACGGCGCUUUACCGUGCGAUGGGAAGUAAGACAGGGUACGCUCCAAUACAUUUCUGAGCCAGGAGGAAGAAGAGGAAGAGGUGGAAGAGGAGAGGACGGGCGUAAGGGAGACGGGGAAAACGAGCCGCUCGUGAUAGUUACUGCAUAGCCAGGAGACACUGGGGAGAAAAUUACUCAACACGGGAAACACACGCUCCACGAUUCAAAACACUCCAUCCGCCGCACCACCUGAAGGUUUACGCCUCUCUGCCAUGCGCCUCUGUAGACCUGCAGCGUUGUAAAGCACAGAGCCAAUGAGACACUCCAUCGUUCGCUCCACCUGUGAUUGAGCACAACAAAACUUCAAGUGUCUAGUAGUGUCCAUUUUUCUGUGAUAAGCAAUCACUGCCUGUGUCUUGUGUAUCUGUGAUCGAGUAGGCUGUUUAUUUAUAUAAAAGAUUCAAGUUGGCGAGGGCACCAUUUUUCUCUCCCGGCUCCCCUGCAGUCCCUUCUCCCUCUUCUCGAAAGAUACACUGACUAAAUUAAUAUGUAAAAGAAAAAAAAAGAAAAGAAAAAGAGAAAAUUAUGUCUUUGUAUUUAAUUUAUUCCGGAGUAUUAUUGUAUUUUUAUUACUGAAGACAUUAUAUUUCAUGUAAACAAGACAUCAACACUACCGUAUGCGCACGAUUUGGGCAAACAUUCACUCCUUCUGUUGAUCGUCUGAGCGUUAAAACACACGUCGUUUGUACAUAAAUACAUUUUUUUUCUUUAUGGUUGCCAUGGGGUGAUAGGUUCUUGAAAGCUGAUGGCUAUUACUCUAUCUGAAAAGGCAUAUUUUUAUAUACUUCAAUAUAAUAUUUUAUAUAUAGAUUGAUGCUUUAUUUAAGGAACUACAACACCAUGUAUUUUUAUAUUGUCAACAUUGUUGUUUUUUUGUUUUGUUUUUUUUUCAUUGUCAAGUUUAAUUUCAUGCCGAAAGUGGGCUUUGGUGGCAAAUUUUAGAAAUAAAAGAAAUAAAGAAAUAACACGCCCUUCGGAUACAUUGUGCUAGACACGUUUUAGGACGAUUUAUGUAUUAUGAUCAUUUAGAAUAAAAACAAAAAGCGGAUGUCUAUUUUCUCACUUCAAAAUGUAUAGAAGGGAAAAAGAUUCAAAUGAGAAUGCACAAACAUUCAGACUGAUCUGUUGUAUCGGUGGGUUGCCAGUGAUCGCAGGAGGCCCUGAAAAGCCGUAAAACUUUACAACAAAUAAAGAACAAAUAGCUAUAUUACUAUUAUAACUGACAA